Molecule: messenger RNA, 555 nt
Organism: Ostertagia ostertagi
Lineage: Eukaryota; Metazoa; Nematoda; Chromadorea; Rhabditida; Trichostrongylidae
Source: the annotation of a GenBank genome assembly
AUGGCGAUGGCUACUAAAACAAACGCCGAUAAGGCAACUAUUAUGGAACCUCCCAGUUACCCAUAUGCAGACACUCGUCAAAGAGCUAGUAGUAGUUCUGGUUUAGGAACGUCGGCUUCAGCUGCUCCUCCGCCAAAAGCAGACUCUGUACCAUUUGACUUUCAGUCACAACUUGGACACAUGGUUUGGGAAGCUGGGACUAAGCAGGUGCAGGACACCUUCAAAUCCUACGGAAGAAUUGAUUUAUUUCGACCUUAUUUCGACGUGGAACCUAGUCAGGUUCGUAUUCGUCUUCUACGCUCGUUUGUGCCACGUCGACCAUCUCAGAUGGUGACUUCUCCUGAUCUCUAUGGUCCAUCAAUGGUUGUUCUUACAAUGGUUGCGUUACUUCUGUUCAACAUGAAAAGUAGCGGAUAUGUUGUCCCAAAUGGGACACUCAUGGGCACAUCAUUUUUUGCUUGUUUUGGCUCCUGGCUUUCAUUAUCAGGAUUGCUCUAUGUGCUCUGCUUCCUUUUCGGUGCUGAGAUUCCAAUGCUGCAGCUGGUUUCAGUCUUU